UCAUACCCAGACCCAGUUUGUUCUUGCAAGCCGCAAGCCGCAACGCGCGCGUUCAAAGCAAUUCGUUAGUUUUACAUAUUUUUACAGUUAUUUAGAGUGAAUCCAACACUAUCUGAAAUCUACAUUGCCAACAGCAAUUUAAUGGGUCAGACCCUGAUGACAACAAAGUAAAUAUCUUAUACAUUUCAAAAUGUCUCAACCAAGGGAUCUUGAUAGUUCUUUGAGGCUGCUUGAUUGUGCUCUUGCCAACUCUACGGCUAGAGGCUCGCCAAGAAUUGGGCAUGGCUCUCAACGCACCAUUAGGUCUCACAGUCAGUCAACAUCAGUGUACAAUAGAACUGUGUCCAACGCCAGAGAUGAUACUCUUGAUGCAAGUAUCAUUGGUAUGGCAAGUGGACGACUCAGUGUUGCCCCAGCAGCUCGUCGUCCUCUACCCCAAAAUGCUCAAUUGGUUCAUGAUGUCUCCAUAACUCUUGCUCCUCAUGAAUUUGAGUUGUUUGGGAAUCAGUCUGUUCUCUCAAAGACUCUGUCACAAGGAAAUUGGACUGAUACCUGGGAUAGAUUGCACAUUCAAUUCUUAGAGAGCUUUCUUACUCAUGGGUCUGAACAACAAGUGUUUGAAAUUGUUGGAGAUUUCAUUCAAAACUGCACUGAUACUCUUGAAGUGCUUCAAGAAGAGUGUGCUAAAAAGGGCCUAGAUCAGAAGGAUCUUCUCUGGCUUAGAAAUGAGCGGAAUACAUGGGGGCUUCUCUAUUGCUUAUAUCAGAACAGACUGAGCAGCAGGCAUCGGGCUGCCUUAGAUUCUCCAGGAGAUGGUCAAUGUACUCUAAUGGAGGAUGAUAGUAGAAAUAGCUUAAGUCUCAAGCAACACCUCAGUGAAAAAGAUGUUGUAAACCAAUUGUAUGAGAAUGACCCAGUAGUUACAGAGUGUCAGCUUGUUAUUGAUUGGCUUGAAAAAUGUGCUGCAGACCACAAAGUUGAAUCUGGCGGUCCUGAAAUAGGUCAUUUCACAGAUAAAAUUGUUGCAUGGGAGAAUACUCUCCUGCAAUUGAAAAUGAACAAGGAAAGAGACUCCACCAUUGCUUAUGGUGCUACCAAAAGUAUUGUUUCUCGACUAGAUCCUGAUGCUCCAAUCAGGGAAAACCGAUCUCUUCAUGACUUGGACUGGGAAGAUGAAGCAAGAUUAAUGCAUCAAAUAUUUGUUGAGAUUCGAUGUGGACGCCUGGAUGCUGCCCAAUCCCUUUGUUGUCAUUGUGGUCAACCCUGGAGGGCUGCAGUGCUGGAAGGUUGGAGACUUCUUCAUGAUCCAAAUUAUGAAUCCGCUCCCACAGCAGGAUCAGUGUCGUGUAAAAUGCCUAUUGAAGGAAAUCCCAACAGAGAUUUGUGGAAAGUAUGUGCUUGGCGAAUGUCAGAAGAUUACAAAAUGCCAGUCUAUACCAGAGCUACCCAAGGAGUUCUGUGUGGCAACUUAGAUGCCCUCUUGCCUGUAUGCCAAAAAUGGGAGGAUGUGUUAUGGGCCCAUUUAAGAGUUCUUGUCGAUAUCCGUGUGGAAACAGAAAUACGUUCCCAGUUGGGUUUCAACAGAGAAUAUGCAGAAAUGCCUGAAAAGUACUGGCAGAAAGACCUCACUCUUGAAGAAAUUUUUGAACAACUGGGUAAACAUCAAAAUUGCAGAGAAGAGGCCUCGAAGCCAGAUCACCGAGUUCAAGAGCUUUUAAUCCUUGAGAAGAUUGGUCCACUUCUAAAUCGAAUGGAAGAGUGGUCAAUGGACUGUGGACCUCAGAUGCUUCGAUUUUUUGCUCAUUUAGUUCUUGUUCUUAGAUUGUUAGGCCACAGUGAUCUUGCUGGUGACAAUGUCAUUCAAUCUUAUGUGAAGUACCUUAUUGGCUUACGUGAACCAAGGCUGGUUGCUCAUUAUGUAGCACAGUUACCUCAAGAAGAGCAGAUCAGCAAUUAUGCGUCCUUUUUGGCUACAGUAACUGAUGACGAAGAGAGACAAGCUUGUCUAGCAGAAGCUGAAGAAGCUGGUCUUGAUAUUGAAACCAUUACUACCACAGUUGUAGAAAUGAUAAGAAAACAGGAAACUAAAUGUCUUAUAACAAGUGAAACAACUGCAAGUGAUCUAAAGAAGAUAUCUGCUCUAGAUUGGCUUGUCUUUUACCCAGCCCAAAGAGCUGAAGCCCUUUGGCAAGCUAAUGCACUCAUGCGCUCUUUUCUUGCUGCAGGCAAGAUAGAUGCAACCACCAAGGCAUUCAAUAAGAUACCGUCUGAUUCUAUUACUAAGAUUGUUGAAGAGUUUCAAGUAAGGGCUGAUGAAAUAGAUGUGAAUUUACAAGAAAAUUUGCCUCGUAGGGUGGCUGCUUCCAUUAGAGAAUACUUCUGUUACAAAGCUUAUUUAGAUGCAAAGGAUGGUUUUUCUGAUUGGCAUCAACAUUUUCACAAUGCUAAACCAAACAAGCCAACUGAUCCUGGUGAGAAUGCAACAUUCCAGGAGAGGGUAGCAUAUGAUCACCGCAUUGCGGUGUAUCAACGGGAACUAGACCGCUGGAAGCAAACAAUGCAGAGUCAAACUAAGACUGUUAGAUCUUUACUAUACAAUGUACUACUUUUCCCGGCCGGUGGAUGGCUUGUAGACUCUAUGAGCUCUGUGGAGCCGACAGAACUAAUGUCUCAUGAAGAUGACCAGGACAAGUUAAGAAAGAAAGAACUUGAUUAUCUUCGAGCACAGUGUAUUCCUGAAGUUGUCCUGUUACUUCACACUGUCUUAUUCAACAUGGGAGACUUUGCUGAAUGUGUCCGCUUAUCCGAUCUUGUGGUAACCGAACAGUACGAAUUGUACAAGGUGUACUCAACAGAGCAACUAGGGGAGCUUAUGGUUAAGAUAGCAGAUGCAUCCUUAGCUUUACUUGAACACAAAAAGGAUCCCUGGGGAUUACCUCUAUCAUCAUGAGAAUUUGUAAUGGGUAAGCCGUCAAUCAGAAAUUGUUUGCUUUAAAAGACCUUAAAAGUAUACCAUCUCAAUGUUGCAUGUAAUACACUAAGCCUCAAAUGUGUAAAUAGUCAUGGUUUGUUAGAGGGGAUUUGUUUUGAAGCUAGUAGGAUUCUAAGAUGUACCUCAAUUAUUUAGAGGAUGUGCUUUUAAGAUUUAAUCAACUUUUUUAAUCUCUGUGUGUCAAUGAAAACUAUCGAAAUGUUAUUUCUAUUGGAAUCAGCAAUGAAUUGUAGAUGCAGUUUUGUACUUAAAUGUCAAAUUAUAUCAAAUACCUCUUCAGUUUAUUUCCAGUGAGUCCAGGCUUUAACGAAGAGUCAAUUUAUAUAGCAGUAUUUUGAAAGGUGGUAUAAUUUUAUUCUAGGCCUCUACUCAAAAUAUUAUUCAGACUGGUAUACUUAGAUUCAGAAAAAAUACAUGAUCUUUGGAGUGUCUUUUACUCUUUAAAAAAUUA
Molecule: messenger RNA, 3443 nt
Organism: Frankliniella occidentalis (western flower thrips)
Lineage: Eukaryota; Metazoa; Arthropoda; Insecta; Thysanoptera; Thripidae
Gene: Nup107
Product: nuclear pore complex protein Nup107
Exons: 16
Coding region: 191-2950 (919 amino acids)
Biological process (GO): post-transcriptional tethering of RNA polymerase II gene DNA at nuclear periphery; protein import into nucleus; regulation of DNA-templated transcription
Cellular component (GO): nuclear pore outer ring; nuclear pore
Molecular function (GO): structural constituent of nuclear pore
Source: RefSeq, a predicted model, not a curated record